UGGAGAGCCAGUCCCCACCCCCAUCCCGCCCCAGCACUCCCUCUCUCUUCUCCACUAUGGACAGAGCCUCCACUGAGCUGCUGCCUGCCCGCCACAUACCCAGCUGACAUGGGCACUGCAGGAGCCAUGCAGCUGUGCUGGGUGAUCCUGGGCUUCCUCCUGUUCCGAGGCCACAACUCCCAGCCCACAAUGACCCAGACCUCUAGCUCUCAGGGAGGCCUUGGCGGUCUAAGUCUGACCACAGAGCCAGUUUCUUCCAACCCAGGAUACAUCCCUUCCUCAGAGGCUAACAGGCCAAGCCAUCUAUCCAGCACUGGUACCCCAGACACAUUUCAAACUGUUCCCCCCAAUUCAACCACCAUGAGCCUGAGCAUGAGGGAAGAUGCGACCAUCCUGCCCAGCCCCACGUCAGAGACUGUGCUCACUGUAGCUGCAUUUGGUGUUAUCAGCUUCAUUGUCAUCCUGGUGGUUGUGGUGAUCAUCCUAGUUGGUGUGGUCAGCCUGAGGUUCAAGUGUCGGAAGAGCAAGGAGUCUGAAGAUCCCCAGAAACCUGGGAGUUCAGGGCUGUCUGAAAGCUGCUCCACAGCCAAUGGAGAGAAAGACAGCAUCACCCUUAUCUCCAUGAAGAACAUCAACAUGAAUAAUGGCAAACAAAGUCUCUCAGCAGAGAAGGUUCUUUAAAAGCAACUUUGGGUCCCUAUGAGUCCAAGGAUGAUGCAGCUGCCCUGUGACUACAAGGAGGAAGAGAUGAAAUUAGUAGAGGCAAUGAACCACAUGUAAAUUAUUUUACUGUUUCAUGUCUGCUGCUAGAUCUAAAGGACACUAGCAUUGCCCCAGGUCUGGGAGCAAGCUACCAAUAGGGGAGACUCUUUCCUAUAUGGACAGCUGCUGUGGAAAUACUGCCUGCUUCUCCCACCUCCUCAGAGCCACAGGAAAGAGGAGGUGACAGAGCGAGAGCAAGGAAAGUGACGAGGUGGAUUGAUACUUUCUACUUUGCAUUAAAAUUAUUUUCUAGCCUGCAGUCUAAUUACUUUUAAGGUCUAUGCUCCCAUGCACAUUUCUUAACAGUAUGUUCUAGCAGCUUUUGGGCCUUGUUUCCUAGACCAGACAUACAUGCAGGUUUCUGCCCCUAUGGGCAGCUGUCUGAGAAACUUGGAUGGUCAAUAGAAGGGACUUUGUGUGUCAGGUUUUAUCAAGUUCACCUGGGUUUUGUUGUUGUUGCUUUUGUUUUUUUUCUUGAGAUGGAGUCUCACUCUGUCUCCCAGGCUGGAGUGCAGUGGCGUGAUCUUGGCUCACCACAACCUCUGCCUCCCGAGGGUUCAAGUGGUUCUCCUGGUUCAGCCUCCUAAAUAGCUGGAGCUACAAGCGCGUGCCAUCAUGCCUGGCUAAUUUUUGUAUUUUUUUAGUAGCGACAGGGUUUUACCAUGUUGGUCAUGCUGGUCUUGAACU
Messenger RNA from Gorilla gorilla gorilla (western lowland gorilla), 1449 nucleotides. It is a transcript of the gene ECSCR, whose product is annotated as endothelial cell surface expressed chemotaxis and apoptosis regulator. Lineage: Eukaryota; Metazoa; Chordata; Mammalia; Primates; Hominidae. Gene Ontology annotation, cellular component: plasma membrane; cytosol. The coding region runs from base 109 to 681 and encodes 190 amino acids. The transcript is spliced from 9 exons. Gene Ontology annotation, biological process: positive regulation of endothelial cell apoptotic process; negative regulation of angiogenesis; positive regulation of proteasomal protein catabolic process. The record is from RefSeq and is a predicted model, not a curated record.